Molecule: messenger RNA, 1404 nt
Organism: Aspergillus heteromorphus CBS 117.55
Lineage: Eukaryota; Fungi; Ascomycota; Eurotiomycetes; Eurotiales; Aspergillaceae
Product: putative integral membrane protein Pth11-like
Exons: 6
Coding region: 337-1332 (331 amino acids)
Source: RefSeq, a predicted model, not a curated record
GAUGUGCAUCGCCCACCCCUGCCCCCCUUCCUCAAGCUAACCACGCACCUACCCUUGCCCGAUCCAUGGCAACCCCUCCCUGCCGCAUGAAAUGUGAUGUAUAGAAGCUUAAUAUCAUCCUCAUCUCGAUAAUCAUGCAGAUCGCAACACACAUCGACAAUGCCCCCGACUGACGGCUGUCAGGUCCAAAAAUAGGGCAGGCCGCGCCUCCAGAAGGACGGGACGGGAUUGACUUAUUUAUCUGUGGACGCCGUGUUUCUGCGCCGACAUUCCAAAUACCUGCAGCCACGAACGACUCUGCAUCGUAUUCUUCACGCGUCUUUCCUCGCCACCGUCAUGUCUCUGCUGCGAGUGUCACAUCGUGCCACGGAGGGCGACUUCGACCAUCCCAAUGAGCGCUUGCGGAGGUCGCUUAUUAUUGCCAUUUGCUUUGCCUUCAUUCUCUCCACGACGGCGGUGGGUUUGCGGCUGUUGGCGCGGAGGGUCACCGGGGCGAGGUUGUAUCUGGAUGAUUAUCUGAUUAUGAUUGCGCUGCUAUUCAAAUAUGGCUGCUCGAUCGGUGUCGUUAUCAUCCUCUUCAACGGCAUCGGCUCACACAUCACCAUGAUCCCGAAAAAGAACCUGACCGUCUACUUCCAGAUCGGCUGGUCCAACUCCUUCGUCUACACCUGCUGCAUCGCCUUCAUCAAGCUCUCCAUCCUAUGCGUAUACAAACGCCUCUUCACGGCCCCCCGCAUGACCCGCGCCGCCAACAUCGUCAGCGUAAUCGUGAUCCUCUGGGCCGUGAGUGUCUCCCUCGCCGGCGUAUUCAACUGCGUCCCCGUUCAAAAAUUCUGGGACCGCGCCGUCGAGGGUUCCUGCAUGGACACCGUGAGCUAUUACUACGGACAGCAGAUCCCGAAUAUCCUCACGGAUAUGGUCUUGCUGGUGAUGCCGAUGAGGAGUGUUUGGUCGUUGCCGAUUUCGAAGAGGCAGAGGGGGUUGCUUUCGGGGGUGUUCUUGGUGGGGAUUUUGACGCUUAUUUUCGAUAUCGUGCGCCUUGUUGCGAUGAUUGACCUGGUUAAUGCUGGGCCGGAUAUUACAUACAAUCAAGUCCCCGUCGCAGUAUGGACGUGCAUCGAAGCUGCCGUGGGAAUCACUGCCGCGUGUCUCUCGCACCUCCGCCCCCUAUUUAACCUAAAGGUGUGGUCUCGCAUCCGCAAUACCACGGAGUCGAAGAGACCGCUCGAUUCCCCGCAUUCUGGGGGGUGGUCGACGGAGGGGACGCUGGUGGAAACGCAUCACAGUAUUGUGACGAGACAUAGUGUUUGUAUUGAGUCGAGUAAGGCUUGAGGUGCUGUUUGGGGUGACGAUUAGUUUGGAGAUUAAACCUGGAGAUUAUAGAGGAGAGGGCUUGGGGUGUUU